Raphanus sativus (radish) is the source of this 1781-nucleotide messenger RNA. RefSeq names its product probable serine/threonine-protein kinase At1g01540. The record is from RefSeq and is a predicted model, not a curated record. The coding region runs from base 80 to 1567 and encodes 495 amino acids. Lineage: Eukaryota; Viridiplantae; Streptophyta; Magnoliopsida; Brassicales; Brassicaceae. Gene Ontology annotation, biological process: protein phosphorylation. The transcript has a single exon. Gene Ontology annotation, molecular function: protein kinase activity; ATP binding.
AUAUGUGAAGCAGAACAAAGCAAAAAAUCUAAUCUAGAGAUAGAAAGAAAGAGAAAGAGAGAGAGAGAAUUGAGCUGCAAUGGCGGAUUCUCAUUCUCUCAACAACCAGCUCUCCACUCGCACUUCCAUCUUCGGUUUGCGUUUAUGGAUCGUUCUCGGCGUUUGCGUCGGAGCCGCAAUCGUUAUUCUCCUCUUCCUCAUCUCUCUCUGGUUCAUAUACAGACGAAGCAACAACAACAACAACAACAAAGCGACUGAUUCUUCCUCUAAGUCGAACCACACGAUCGUCCCCGUAGUCUCCAAGGAGAUUCGGGUCGACCCAGUUCAACCCAACCCGACGCCGACGCCGGAGACGACCCACCGGGAAGACGACACCAAAAUCCACAUCGACAUCGGAAAAGAUCACCGGAUUUCGUUCCCGGAGCGCGGCGGUUGGACCGGCGGUUCCGGGUCCGGGUCAAGGUCCGGGUCGGGUGAUCAGGGUGGUUCGGCUGCGUGUUCGGGUCCUGAGGUUUCUCAUUUAGGUUGGGGCCAUUGGUACACGCUGAGAGAGCUCGAGGUUUCCACGGAUGGAUUCUCCGACCAGAACGUGAUCGGACAAGGAGGGUACGGGAUUGUCUACAGAGGUGUUCUCGAGGAUAAAUCUAUUGUCGCUAUAAAGAAUCUGCUCAACAACAGAGGACAAGCUGAGAAAGAGUUUAAAGUGGAAGUGGAAGCGAUAGGUAGAGUGAGGCACAAGAAUCUGGUGAGGCUGCUUGGUUACUGCGUCGAAGGAGAGCAUAGGAUGUUGGUUUACGAGUACGUCGAUAAUGGGAACUUAGAGCAAUGGCUUCACGGAGAUGGGUUGGGUUCGAAGAGUCCUCUUACUUGGGAGAUUAGAAUGAACAUUGUUCUCGGGACAGCUAAAGGGUUGAUGUAUUUACACGAAGGUCUUGAGCCUAAAGUUGUUCAUAGAGAUAUCAAGUCUAGUAAUAUCUUGCUCGACAAGCAAUGGAACGCGAAAGUUUCGGAUUUUGGGCUGGCGAAGCUCUUGGGCUCGGAGAUGAGCUAUGUGACUACUCGUGUGAUGGGUACUUUUGGGUAUGUGGCUCCCGAGUACGCGAGUACGGGGAUGUUGAAUGAGAGGAGCGAUGUUUAUAGCUUCGGUGUUCUUGUGAUGGAGAUGAUAUCAGGGAGGAACCCUGUGGAUUACAGCAGGCCGGUUGGAGAGGUGAAUCUUGUGGAGUGGUUGAAGAGAAUGGUGUCGAAUCGAGAAGCGGAAGGCGUUUUGGAUCCGAGGUUGGCGGAGAAACCGUCUCUGAGGUCGUUGAAGCGUACCCUUUUGGUGGCUUUGAGAUGUGUUGAUCCUAAUGCUCAAAAGAGACCAAAGAUGGGUCAUGUCAUUCACAUGCUUGAAGCUGAGGACUUAGUGUCGAGAGAUGAUCGGAGAAACUCCGGCGGCGGAGGAGGAGGAGAUCCGAGAAGGUCACCGAGGAAGAUGAAUGUGACUGAAUCAGAGGAUGACAGUGUUAAUUCCAUUCUGAUCAAGAAUGACCAGUUAGCUUCGGAGAAGGAGGAAAGUCAGUAAAAGAGUGGAAGCUUUGGCAUUAUAAUUUUUGGUACACUAUUUUUAGAAGUUUUCUUGUGUGUAUGUGUAGUCAUGUAUCUUGCAAUAAUAAAAAUGUGGUUUAGAUUAAAAGAAAAGAAGAUGUUUUAUAUUUAUUCUUCACAUUAGGUGAGGAUUCUGUUGUAAUAUAGUCUAAAUGGUGAUUUGUGCUAUAGAUGUGGUACAGUUUUAUUUA